GUGCACACAGCUCUCUCUUCCUGCAGCUCAGACAAGCGCGUGUCCUGGUUGCCGACACAAUGGCCCCACCACGGGUCAGGGCUCCGGCCGCAUGGACACAUCCUCUGCCUUUCCUGCUUCUCCCAGCAGGCCGUCUCUGCCACCUCCCCAUCAGCCCCGUGUUCUCUGGCUUGAGACCUCGGCAUGUUCUUCCUCCACCCUCCGUGCCCCAGCUGCUGAUUCUAAGCGGGAAAGGCCUCCUGCAUCUCGGCCUGCCUCCCUACUCCAUUGAGACCCUCAUCUGGCAUGGGAUUGGCCGCCCCGGAGCAUCUCUGGGCAGGAGACUGGGGAUCCAAGGCCUCCGGGGCCUGGCAAAACCGUCCACCCUGGCCUCUUUACAUUCCAAGCUGGAUAUUCUCCUGAUGUCUUCAGUUCUCGAGGCAAAACACAAAGUCAAUGCUAUGCAACAAAGGCCGGCUGUGGUUUCGACCCCGAUGUCUCACUGGCUUCAUCGCCCACUGCGGUCCUCACUUACUCCAUUGCGGGCACUCGGUUCUCCUCGCUGGGCCUCCUGCUCACACAGCACCAUCCUGCCUCAGGGGGCCUCCUGCUCUGCCUGGAGCCCGUUGACCUCUAAGUUCCCAUGCUGGUCCCUCAUUCAUGCAGCUCCCUGCUCAAUGUCACCUUAGUGGAGAGGCUUGCUCUGACCCCACUCUAAAACAACACCCUGUGUCUUUUUGAGAUCCCCGAGCCCCACUUAUCUUUCUUUGUAGCCCUUAUCACCACCUGACACCGUGUGUCUAUUGCCUGUCUUUCCCCGCCAGAAGCCAGAGUGUAAUCUCCAGAGUGUAAUCUCUAGAGUGUAAUCUCCAGAAGAGCAGGGACUUCAUUUUGAUCAUCGUUACUUCCUUGGCACCAAGAACAGUUCCAGGCGUGGGGCAGAUGCUCAAUAAA
Messenger RNA from Piliocolobus tephrosceles (Ugandan red Colobus), 933 nucleotides. RefSeq lists its product as uncharacterized. The record is from RefSeq and is a predicted model, not a curated record. The transcript is spliced from 2 exons. Bases 60 to 668 code for a protein of 202 amino acids. NCBI's taxonomy places the organism in Eukaryota, Metazoa, Chordata, Mammalia, Primates, Cercopithecidae.